AUCAAAAUUUAGGUUUGGACUUAAUUGUCAUUUUGGUAAAAGUUAAUUAAUUGUCAAAUCUAUUUUCAAAUUGGUGUUAUAAAAGGAUUUUAAACUAGUUAUGAAUAUUUUUUAUGAUUAGAGGUAAAUAAUUGUGGAAUUAUCAGAAGUACGAUAUUUUUUACACUAAAAAGACUGCUUUUUUCACUAUAAAUUCGUGCUAAAAAAGAAAACUUUACAUUUAUAUUAUUUUUUUUAAUUGGAGAUCAAUUCAAUUAUUCAAUUGAUUAAACCAUAAAGUGAUUUUUAAAGCCAAGGUAAAGCUUACAAAAUUGUUCUAAACCAAUAAAUCUAAUAUUUUUCUUAUUUUGGGCUAAAAAUAUAAAGUUAAAAAAAAAACAACAAUUUUCCUUUAAGUUUUUGCAUUAAAAAAGUAAAUAAUAUUAAUCUUAUGAUCAAAAUGUGUUUACUAAUUUUAUGUUUUAUUAUAUUUUACUUUUUUAUUUUAUUUUAUUUUAUUUUGUUUCUUGUUUUCGGCUCAUGUCGCUUCCCUGAACUCGUCGCUAUAUGUCGCUGUCGCGCUCCGUUCAACACUAGCAUGAAGGCGGCCGCGCGCGCCCCCGUCAGAGGAGGCUCGUGUCCGUCAUGGAGCAACAGAGCGCGAUCAUCAUCAUCUGCUUGAAAACGCGCGCGCGCUCAUGCACGCACGCACAAGGAGGAUGCAGCCUCCCUCCGAACAACAGAUGCGGAGCUGAACCGGCAGAACCGGCGCGGUUCGAGCGAACACCGGGACCCAGCAGGAGCGCAGCCGCCGCCGCACACCCUCCCGGAGCCGGUACCGGCACCGGGCCGGACCGAACCUCCUCUCCGAACGAACGGCGUGAUUGUGAGCGGGGAGGAUGAAGAAAAGCAACCAGAGCAGGCGGGGCGUUCAGGAUUCCGGUCCGCUGAUGGUUUACCAGCUGGAGAAGGCGGGCUGGAUCCGGAAGUUCUGCGGGCGAGGGAUUUUCAGAGAGCUGUGGAAGAGCCGGUAUGUCAUGCUGAGAGGAGACCACCUCUACAUCUCCGACAAGGAGGUGAAAGACGAGCGUAAAGCGCAGGAAGUGUUCGAUCUAGCUGAUUACGAGCGUUCGGAGGAGCUGAGGAAGGCGAAGAGUCGCAGCAAAAAGAACCACAGUCGCUUCACGGUGCUGCGCUGCCGGCAUCCUGGAAAUACGGUUCCUAACCUGGUUUUUCUAGCGGUAAGUCCUGAAGAAAAGGAGUCGUGGAUCAACGCCCUUAACAUGGCCAUCAUCAAAGCCAAGAACCGAGUUUUAGACGAGGUGACCAUCGAGGAGGACAGCACGCUGGCUCAUCCCACCAGAGACCGAGCAAAAAUCCCUCAGGGCCGCCGCCUGCCGACCCGAGGACACCUGCUGGCCGUGGCGUCCACGUCCUCCCACGGCAUGCUGACGCUCGACCUGGUCGCAGAGGAGGACGGCUUUUCCCCGGACUACGAGGACGACCUCCACGACUCCUGGGAGAACAGCUUCCGGGUCGACCUUCAGAAGGGGGUCGGAGGUCGCCAGAGAGCCGACACGGAUGUUUCAAAGCUGCGGGUGACGACCAAAGAGCCUAAACUGAAAACCAGCAGUCUACCCAGGGGGAGUGAGCGGUCCUGGGGAAAGCAGCUGCACUUGGACACCUCCAAGGUCCACAAGAACCAGCAAGUGGUCCUCCAGGGUCAGUCCCGCACGCCACAGCCAGGGAAGAGGUUCAACAUGCAGGGUCGCAGUCGCUGCGCCUCCAUGGAUGAAGUCCACUCCUCCAGGCCGGCGCUGAUCCGCUCUGAGUUCCGGUCCGCUCUUCGUCGCUGCACGACCGAGGAGGAGUCGACGGACGGGGCCUCGGCCCAGCCUGUGGGGCAGCUGCAGAGCCUCAUCGCUCAGAAGAUGCAGAGAGCUCAGGAGCUGCUGGAGGAAAUGAGGCUGCAGGAGCUGCAAAAGGCCAAAGCAGACAGGGAAAAGGGCGGCAGCGCGGCCCACCUUAAAGGCAUCGAGUCUCCACGGCUUCAUCACCUCAGAGGCUCUGACUCUCCUCACUCAAGCAGGUCAUCUGGAUCCUCCAGGAGCAGAAGUAGUGAUUCUCCUCGCCUCCGGAGCAAAGACUCCCCCCGGAUGAGAGGGAGGGAGUCUCCUCGAUCCAAAGCUAAGCGGAAUCGCUCGAAAGGCGCCGACUCCCCUCGCUCAAAAGGAUCCCAGUCACCUGCAGCUAAAGCCGCCGACUCUCCUCGCCUGAAAGAUUCUCCUCGACUGACCGAGUCUCCUCGAUCCAAAAGUUCAGACGGAGUCCGCUCAGCUAAACUCAAGGGAUCGUCCAGCGCCUCCUUCAGCAAACCCAACGACUCUCCCACUCAGAAGAGUCCGGAACCUCCUCCGGGCUCCCCUCAGGUUGAAGGAUCCGAUUCACCGCAAGGCAGUAAAACCGCUUCUCCUCACGUGGGGAGAAGUGAGGAGUCUCCUCUUCAGGGUCAGAUGUCUCCAAGUGCAUCCGGAUCCUUCGAUUGUUCUGACAAACUUCCCCCGCCUCACUCCUCGGCCUCGGCGUCAGAAGACCUGGAGGUGGAGAGGAGCCGGGCGGAGGCCGAGCGGCUCCUGGAGGAGGCCGUGUCGUCGUGGAAAGAAGCCCAGGAGGUUCUCCAGGAGGUGAUGGAGCUGCAGAGCCAGACUCUGCGGCGGCAGCGCAGGAGAACCUACGAGAAGAUGACGUCAUCCGCAGCGACCGCCGCAGCGGAGGAGGACGACACGCCGGCCUCGCCGACGUCACCGGAGGACGAAGACGAGUCAGAGACACCCUGAAGAUCUUCCACGGUUUCCCAGCAUGCUCUAAACCGAGGCGGGAUUUGAUUAAUUUGGGAGUUUUAAUUCUAUUUCUGCAAUGAUUUUUAUCUUUUAAUCCAGGGAGGACGCACGUGACCGCCUCGGCAAAUGUGGAUUAAUUUAAAACCAGUGAUACAGUUCUUCCUAGGAGGUUUAGCGACUUUAAUCCUCCAGAGUGCACUAACCCAGCAGAAGCCCUCUCACUCGUGCUGCCCGCUUUUUCAAACCAGUCACGUUUAACCACGACGGACACUUUCGGUGAGGAACCUCGCCCCUUUUUCUAAAGGUGCUGCACUACUUUGUCCCGUUUUGCUGUGAGCAAAACCAAAAAGGAUUUUGGUUUGUGUUUUUUAAAGACAAAACCUUUUUUUCCAAAACAUUUUUUACAAUUUUUUGGAAUACGAAAAAGCGAAUCGCAUUACCCUUCCUGGUUUUUCUGAGCACAAAAAAAUGUUUCUUGUACUUAAAAUGAUCUAAUUUGGAUUUGAUUCCCUCACUGACGUUGAAGUCUUCCUCUUCUUUUUGCUUUAGUCGUAGCGCUUCGUCCAGAAAUCCUGAAUAAUCAGGGAGAAAACGCGAAAAAGCAAUAAUGAACACAGGGAAAAUUUGUACUUCUUUCUACUUUUUGAUCAAAGCACAGCGGCUCCCGUUUCUAAACGAUAUGCACUGAACUCCUUUGCAUUGUACUGUGUGGAAAAACAUUUGUAAAUGUGUGGUAGCACAGUAGAAAAACAACAGAUGCUGGAUAUUUGACUCAUUUUGCUUUUCAAAGGUGAAUCUUUUGCUGCAGGAAGAAGAAGAAGAAGAAAAAGAAAAACAGGGAUGCGUGUGAAAUAGAAAUCAUCACACAUGACUGCUUUUAUGUCAGAGCGUUUAUUUCAUUUUUUAUUUUUCUGAGGUGAAGCAGGUGGAGGCGUUUGUAAAUUUUGAAAAAAAAAAUCAAGUUAGCACCCUGCAGAUGGGCCGCCAUCGAAUUCCGCUCGCAUGAGCAAAUUCAGAUCGGCAGAGGUCUGGAAAAGUUAAAAAUACACAACGUAAAGAGGCCGUGUGAGUCUUCCGAAGGUCGCCUCAUUAUCCAGACAAAGAAAUUAGGAGUUUUACAGCAGAAAACUCACGUUUUUUAAGGUUUUAAUCUGUUUUUAACAAAUUUAACACUUUUAAAGAUAGUAAAGCAAAUACAGUGACAACUAGUGGCUCAAAUUGCAAAUUACAGCUAACUGUAAACACUUAAAACACUUCAAAGUAAAUUACAUUGAUGCCAAUACAUGCAAUAAGCCAAUAUUUAACUGCAUCUCUGCAUAAAUGUAGCCUUAAAUUUAUAAAAUUGACACAUUUAAUAUUUUUUUGCCUUAAACGUGAUUUAAUUUGUCUACAUUUGCACUAAUUGAUUAUUUAAUUUAUUAUUUAACUUAAAUAAUACAUCCUCAGACCUAAAGGUUUUACACUACGACAAUUAGGGCUUUAUGUAAUCAGGGUUCAGUCAAUCAGUUCUCCUGUUGUAUAGCUUAUAUGACAAAAUGUAAGCAUGAACUGGUUCAUUUGCUCACAUGCUAGUGCUUAUUAGAGCUGAAUUACCUUAGUUACAGUAAAAAAAUGAAGUAGAAAUGUUUGUUUUUUUCAGAGGCUCUCCAUACAGGCUGCAAAAACUCCCAAAAAGUUUUGUGGAACUCAAAGAACUGCCAGAAACUCAAAAGAAGAACUAAAACCCUACAAAAUAAAAGCCCAAAACAUGAAUAAAAAGCGAUUAGACAAGGGUUUAAUUACCAAUUAAUUAAUUUAAAUAUUUAACAGAAACAGUUGGUAGCCUAAACCCGGUGGACUCGAGGGUUAACAUAACCCGAACACAAAAAGCUUAAUUUAACAUUUUAAUCUAAACCGAACACUUGGAGUUUUCUAGGUUUGAUUGCACAGAUGACAUCAUCACACACAAGAAUUCUCAACAGUUUAUGCAAAUCAGCCCAUGAAACCACCCAGUUACAAUAAGCUACACAUUUAAUAACCCUGUGCUUUAGCAUCAUGCUAACAAGUGCUGGUUACGUUCAGGGUCAACGUCAGGGUUACAGCGAACUUCUAAGAAGAUUUUAUCGUAAACAAAAACUGUAGCAGCGAAAUACCGUUUACUACUGCACAAGUACCUCCUAAUAAUUUCAUAAUCAGUCUCACUCUGAUCAUCUUUUGAUAAAAAUGUUCCCAGUUUAUGUAGUUUUAAGCCAAAAAAAGCUUGUGUCGUUUUUUUUUGGACAUAGUUUCUGCAGAGCGGCAGGAGCUCGUUAUAAAUUUGCCUCUCAGCUGUGGGCGGAACCAUGAAGCAGCUCCGCCCCAUUUGUUGUUGAGAGCUCGAGUGAAUCUUUUACGUCAUAAGUAAGCUCUAUUCGUUCACUCCUGAUUCUCAACGAUUUGAAUAAAGAAAUACUCAGAAAAGUAGAUUAAUCUGAAUUUCUUGCAUCAUCCGAAUAAAGGUAAAAUUUCCCAUGUUUACAUUUGCAUUUGUUUGGGUUGCAAGCAUCGACUGUAUAUAGAGAACUGGACUGAGUGAGUGUGAUGUCACCCGUAGAAAAUUGUUUACUUCUUUCUUCAAGUCCAUUCAGUCGUCAUUCUUUUGUGAUACGGACGUCGCCAUGUUGGAACCAGACAACAUCAGUUAGCAGUGAUUGGUCAGAGUUGGUCUGAGUCAGCGUUUCUAUGGCAACCACUCUCACCAAUCAGGAGUGAGAUUGUUUUUAAGC
Messenger RNA from Oryzias melastigma (Indian medaka), 5563 nucleotides. RefSeq names its product pleckstrin homology domain containing, family O member 1a (gene plekho1a). The record is from RefSeq and is a predicted model, not a curated record. Bases 879 to 2816 code for a protein of 645 amino acids. The transcript has 10 exons. Gene Ontology annotation, biological process: regulation of myoblast fusion. NCBI's taxonomy places the organism in Eukaryota, Metazoa, Chordata, Actinopteri, Beloniformes, Adrianichthyidae. Gene Ontology annotation, cellular component: muscle cell projection membrane; ruffle membrane.